AUGUCUCCCAGACGGCUGCCUGUUUCGCUCAUUGCGGCUUGCUCCGUCAACCGCGUGAUCGGAAAGCAAGGCAGAUUGCCUUGGAAUCUUCCAGCCGACUGGGCAUUCUUCAGUACCGCCACUCAAAACCAGGUGCUUGUGGUUGGCCGACGGUCCUUUGAAGAGUUCGACGAACCAAUUCCGAAUCGCCACACGAUUGUCGUGUCUUCCACACUGCAGAAAUUGCAAGUUGACGCUACCAAUGCUCGGUGGCCAAGCGUCCAAUUUGCUCGUACGCUGGAGCAGGCGCUGCAACUUGCAAACACAGAUCCGCAAUAUCGAAAUUGUAACCGGGUGUUCGUCGGAGGUGGUGAGAGGUUGUACAAGGAAGCGAUGGAUUCCGAAGUCGCUGACUCCUGCUACGUUUCGAGAGUGCAUCAGUAUAUAACUGAUGGGGACACCUUCUUUCCAGAGUGGACGGAGCAGUUCCCGAACUUAACGUACUCGGCAAAGACGAACGGAGGAAGGAGCAUUAGGUGCGUAUAG
Phytophthora infestans T30-4 is the source of this 525-nucleotide messenger RNA. RefSeq lists its product as uncharacterized. Gene Ontology annotation, molecular function: NADP binding; dihydrofolate reductase activity. Lineage: Eukaryota; Oomycota; Peronosporomycetes; Peronosporales; Peronosporaceae. The transcript has a single exon. Bases 1 to 525 code for a protein of 174 amino acids. The record is from RefSeq and is a predicted model, not a curated record. Gene Ontology annotation, biological process: tetrahydrofolate biosynthetic process; glycine biosynthetic process; folic acid metabolic process.